AAAUAAUGAUGAAAACGUUGUUGCUCUGUCGGACUGUGCGCCCUCGGUGCGCUCUGCGUCGUCACUGAAGUUUCCUGAUCCGCUGCUGCAGACGAGCUGAGCGCCACAGACAGUCAGCAGCUCCACAGAGAAGGAGAAGAAGAAGAAGCAGGAGACGGAGGAGAAAAUGCUCCAUGAACGGAUUUCACGGCUGGGAUGUCUUCAGGAUGGAUACACAGACACACAGAGAGAGGAAUGACGAGUAAAAACGCGGACACGCUGCCUGGACAUCAAACCUGGAAGCGAAUAAGGACGGUACAGUGAGGACGGAGCUCCAGAGAGAGGAUUCAGAGAGACGGAGAGGAGGAGAAGCAAAGAAGAAGAAGAGAGAAGAGAACGAGCAUGUUUAAAGUUAAACCGUGUCGUGUACAAGUGCGAGCCCGCAAAGCGAAGUCCCGCAACAGCUGCAGAAAAUGAGCGUGAAUUGAACGAAGGAUGAAUGUGGUUUGGGAUUUAUCUGCGAUUCUGCAAACAUUCAUCAUCUGCACGGCAUCAGCUCAGCCAAUCGCAUCCAAGCUUGAUGACAGUUGGUGGGCGUAUAAGGACGUCGUCCAGGGAAGCUUUGUUCCAGUCCCAUCCUUCUGGGGUCUGGUGCACUCAGCCUGGAAUCUGUGCGCCAUCGGGAAGAGGCAGUCCCCAAUCGACAUCGAGACCAGCCACAUGAUCUUCGACCCCUACCUGACCCCUCUGAGGCUCAACACGGGAGGACGAAAGAUGGGCGGGACCAUGUACAACACGGGGAAGCACGUGUCCCUGCGGCCUGACAAAGCCCACCUGGUGAACAUCUCGGGGGGGCCGCUGGGUUACAGCUACAGGCUGGAGGAGAUCCGCGUCCACUUUGGCAGCGAGGAUGCGUCGGGAUCAGAGCACCUCCUCAACGGGCAGGGCUUUCCUGGAGAGGUCCAGCUGAUCCAUUACAACCACGACCUGUACGCCAACUACACCGAGGCUGCAAAGAGUCCUCACGGCAUCGCUGUGGUCUCCAUCUUCAUUAAGCUCUCUGAAAACUCCAACUCCUUCCUGAACCGCAUGCUCAACAGAGACACCAUCACCAGAAUCAACUACAGACAUGAUGCGUUCUUAUUAAUGGGCCUGAACAUCGCCGACCUUUACCCCGACACCACCCGUUACAUCACCUACGAGGGCUCCAUCACCAUCCCCCCCUGCUACGAGACGUCCACCUGGAUCCUCAUCAACAAGCCCGUCUACGUCACACAGAUGCAGAUGCACUCCCUGCGCCUCCUCAGUCAGAACGAGCCCUAUAAGAUCUUCUUGAGUAUGAGUGACAACACUCGUCCCGCCCAGCCUCUCCUGCAGCGCUGCAUCCGCACCAACAUCAACUUCAGCAAGCAGGGCCGAGACUGCCCCAACAACCGCGCCCUGCGCCCCCAGUACAGAGUGAAUCAGUGGCUCCUGAAGUAGGAGAUGAAAAGAUACGAGGACUGCAGGAGAAAAAGUUGGAUUCACUCUCGUGUGUUUCACGGUGCCAAUCUGAGCUCAGCUGGACUCUUGAAGUGAAUGGACAGAAGCUGAACUCAGCAGAAGUUACUCCAACAGUCUGCUCUCCUCUUAAACAUCUAUAACCUGAACUAAUGUGGACCAGCAGGGACAAGAGUCUGAGGUGUGGAAUCUGCUGUCUGCACUAUACUGUGUGUUUAUCUGUUGUGUGAACUCAAAAACUCUGGACAUGUAAGGACUGGUUUUCUGAGGCUGCUACGUGAUGACAUCAUCUCCAUCGAUGGUCUGAACCCGCGGCCACAGAGAAACACUCAGCUGUGGCAGGAUGAGGGACAUAAAAAAACUGCUGGUUCUUAUAUCAAAUAGUAACUUUAAAAGGUAAUUUUCCAAGAGAAGAUGAAUUUCAGGUUCCACAGCUGCAGGAGGAGAAACAGAGAAAAGAGACUGCAGACCUGAACAGAUGGAGUCACAGUAAGGGGGAACAACGGGGUCGCUCAUUCUGCAUGAUUUAACAAUAAUUCACGUUUCUUCAAGGAGUUUUAUUAUAACAUUGUGACAGAAUUAAACAGGUUCCUGCUUUUACUUUGCAAAAUAAAAGGGCAGACCUCCAUCUGCAACUCCAACAGCUAA
Molecule: messenger RNA, 2127 nt
Organism: Labrus mixtus (cuckoo wrasse)
Lineage: Eukaryota; Metazoa; Chordata; Actinopteri; Labriformes; Labridae
Product: carbonic anhydrase-related protein 10-like
Exons: 9
Coding region: 475-1461 (328 amino acids)
Molecular function (GO): carbonate dehydratase activity; zinc ion binding
Source: RefSeq, a predicted model, not a curated record